Molecule: messenger RNA, 7733 nt
Organism: Vollenhovia emeryi
Lineage: Eukaryota; Metazoa; Arthropoda; Insecta; Hymenoptera; Formicidae
Gene: trc
Product: serine/threonine-protein kinase tricorner
Exons: 11
Coding region: 1665-3452 (595 amino acids)
Biological process (GO): peptidyl-serine phosphorylation; intracellular signal transduction
Molecular function (GO): ATP binding; protein serine/threonine kinase activity
Source: RefSeq, a predicted model, not a curated record
UUCUACGAGCGACGACGCGCGAGGCGAGCCGCGCCGCGCGGCCGAGGUGGUGGAAGCGAGGCAGGCACGGCGAGGUCUCCGCGCGAGGUGGUACGUUAGCUGCGGCCGAGAGAAGCGGCGUUUAGCCGCGCGCGCGGAGUCUAUCGCGAGCGAGCGAGCGAGCGGGCCGAUUCCGGUCUUCCGGCGCGUCGAGUGGACGCGAGCGCGAGUUCUGAGAGUGGAGCCUUACGAGGGUGUGAAAACGUGUCCGCGCGCGAGAGUUGCGCAACCGGCGCCCUUUUCGCGAGUGUGUUUCUCGGUUUCGCUGCUAUAUCAGUGACGUGAUACCAACGUGACUCUGUUGCCCAUCGUGUGGAGACGUGUACAGUGAGAUUCCACGACGACCUGUUCGUCCCUCGUUCCCGUCGCGAGCGAGAAGGAGAGAGGGAGAGUGAGACGCCAGCGGGCCCCGAGCCGCGUCGUAACCGCCGUUGUCCGGAGUCGUCUGCUCGCGUUCAGGGCGAAUGAACUGCGCACGGCGAUGAUGGUUCUCCGUAGCGCGGCGAUGCGCAAGUAAUGAGGGAGCUGCGUGAUCGACGGAGCACGACCGGCCGGUGAUAGAAGGAGAGAGAGAGAGAGAGCGCGCGAGAAAGAACGAAAGAGAAAUUAUAUAUAUAUACAUCUAGCCUCGACCUCCAAGUGUCGGCUGUUGCGUGGUAGCGUGCGGCAGCGACGACGACGUGAUCACGCUACGCGUAUAGACGGCGCGGGACGCGUCGCGGCAACGAGUGCUUUCCGCGACGAACGGAGUUCUAGUGCUACUUUGUGAGGCUGCAACCCCCCCCUGGAAACGGAGUACCUUGUGACGUAUACCAAAUAGCAAAACCUAAUCGACCGUGCAAUAAUCUCGAUUCGAUUCCGCUCAACAGGAUCGAGAAAGUUUAUUAACCUCGUGACAGGAAGAUCCUGGUAUUAAUUGGAGAACCUUCGUGGAGACGUUCGCGGGCUCAACAAGUGGACGGUCGAGAUUCUGCUGAGACUCGCUUCUACCGGAUUAUCCGGGAUACGAAAUCUUAGACGUCGCCCCGCGAUCGAGAGAUCACGGGUUUCUACGCGGCUCUUCUAGGCUCUCGGAGUCCCGAUCGAUUUCGGGCCGCCGUCGGUUGCGUCGAACGCGCAACAAGUUGAGAGAGAAAGAGAGAGAAAGAGAGCACGUGGCCGAGCGCAGCGCGCUCGAAUCAAUUAAAGUGCCUGUUCUUACGUAAGACGGCGACCCGGUGACGCGCGCUACAGCGAUAACAUUUGGUCGUCGCUGAUAAGGGAUUCGAUAAGGGAUUCCGCGACGAGCGGGACAAUAAGAUCGCGAGGGCGGUCAGUCGACGGAUCGCGGCGCAACGAGAAUAUUAUCGUGACCUGAAACUCCGGAGAUCGAUCGCGCUCUGCCCGCCAAAGUUCUGUGAAUCGCGGCACUCGAGCUCGCAGGCCCGAGUUUCCGAGUUUCUAUCCUUCCAAGUUCUCAGCGUCGCGACGUAGCGCGAUGUAGCGCAAACGUUAUCGAGAGUAUUGUCGAAGAAGAAGAAGAAGAAGAAGAAGUCCCUGUCGAGGAACAGAAGCGGGGGACUCCGGGAAUCCCUCUCCCCCUCCGGAAGAGAGGGCUCAAUUAUCAGUGCGGCAAGCGACUUUGAAUGACCUUCGUAUUCUGCGGCUUCGUCUUCGACUCGUCCGACGAGAAGACGAGACAAAUGCCGGUCGCUUCGGAGGACUGGGUGCCCCACCCGGGCGCCAAGAUAACCAGUUCCAUCACCACCGUCAAGGGUGCCACCAUACAGAGCACGACGACGGCCUGGAUGUCGCCCUACAGCAGGACGGCGCCGCCGGAUCGCGGUGGGCCCAACAAUAAUAACAACAACAACAACAACAACGGCGUGGUUAUUUUGGACGGCUGCAGACCACCGGCGGCCACGACGGCCAGGAGAUUCUUCAGGUGGUUCAGCAGACUGGGACAGCCGCCGAUAGGCAAGACAGGUCAGUAUGCUCUGAUGCCGGAAAAACUCGACCACGAAAUGGGGGUGCUGGAGAUGGCGGCUACCGAGAGCACGAUCCGAUUUAGCGGCCACACGUUGGACAAAGCGACCAAGGCCAAGGUAACGCUGGAGAACUACUACAGCAAUCUGAUAGCGCAGCACAUCGAGCGGAAGCAGAGGCUGGCGAAGCUCGAGGAGUCCCUCAAGGAUGAGGGCCUCUCGGAGCAGCAGAAGCAGGAGAAGAGGCUGCAGCAUGCCCAGAAGGAGACCGAGUUCCUCCGGCUGAAGCGGUCCAGGCUCGGCGUCGAGGAUUUCGAGCCUCUCAAGGUCAUUGGCAGGGGAGCAUUCGGCGAGGUGAGACUCGUGCAGAAAAAGGACACUGGACACGUGUACGCGAUGAAGAUCCUCCGGAAGGCGGAUAUGCUUGAGAAGGAGCAAGUCGCGCACGUCAGAGCGGAGAGGGACGUUCUCGUGGAAGCGGACCAUCAGUGGGUCGUAAAGAUGUACUACAGUUUCCAGGAUCCUAUAAAUCUCUAUCUAAUAAUGGAGUUUCUUCCCGGCGGUGACAUGAUGACGCUGCUCAUGAAGAAGGACACGCUUUCCGAGGAGUGCACGCAAUUUUAUAUUUCCGAAACGGCGUUAGCGAUCGAUUCCAUACACAAAUUAGGUUUUAUUCAUAGAGACAUCAAGCCGGACAACCUGUUGCUGGAUGCACGGGGCCACAUAAAACUUUCUGAUUUUGGGCUGUGCACGGGUUUGAAGAAAUCACACAGGACCGAUUUCUACCGAGACCUGAGUCAAGCGAAACCUUCCGAUUUCAUGACAUCAUGCGGGAGUGGAAGCGGCGGCGCGAUGGACAGCAAAAGGAGAGCCGAGAGCUGGAAAAGGAACAGGAGAGCGCUGGCUUACAGCACGGUAGGCACUCCGGAUUACAUCGCACCGGAAGUGUUUCUGCAAACAGGUUACGGACCGGCUUGCGAUUGUUGGUCCCUGGGAGUUAUCAUGUACGAGAUGCUUAUAGGAUAUCCACCAUUCUGUAGUGAGAAUCCACAGGAGACGUAUAGAAAAGUAAUGAAUUGGCGAGAAACGUUAGUCUUCCCGCCGGAAGUUCCCAUUAGCGAAGAGGCUAAAGAUACCAUUAUCAGAUUUUGCUGCGAAGCCGAUAGAAGAUUAGGGGCGCAAAGAGGCAUCGAGGAGCUCAAGUUAGCGCCCUUCUUCCGCGGUGUCGAUUGGGAGCACAUCAGGGAAAGACCAGCCGCCAUACCGGUCGAGGUGCGUUCCAUCGACGACACGUCGAACUUCGACGAAUUUCCAGACGUGAAAUUAGAGAUACCGUCCGCGCCGAUGCCACAGGACGGCGAGGUAAUAUACAAGGACUGGGUAUUUAUUAAUUACACCUUCAAGCGCUUCGAGGGUCUGACACAACGAGGCACACCGACCAAGAAAUAGCAACCCCUCACUUCCUGCACGAUCAACAGCGCCGUCGUCAAUCAGCAGCCAGCUGACGUGAUCGAAAUUCCGGCCUUGGUACAUCAUCCUCAUCCGCCGUCGUCGACGGCAAUGGUGUCGCGUACGACGGACGGUUGACCUGUCUCUUGAGCGCGGUUCAAGUAUCGGACACAAGUCAUUCUUAUUUGUAUAUACGUGAUGACCACGGAUUGUCAUGAAUACGCGCGGUGUCAAUCACGGAUAUCGACAGUCGCGUGCGGGGCGACGACGAGUCAACCAAGCGGACAGGCGGGCGGAUGUGGGAGAGUAUAGGCGAUAAAGGUGCACAAUACACGAAUACCGCACGCCUCAACGCGUGCGCCGAUAACGCGCGAUAAGGCGAUGCGAGCGAAGUCUUUCGUUGCGUGACUCACGGUGAUCCUCGUAUGUGUCCCCGUCGAGAAGCAUUAAAUUCAUUAAUCUUGUCGUGCCGCGGAGGAGGCGUUUUGUGCGAAGCGUAGCAUAAUAAGCUCUCUGUGGUAAUGGUAUUAAACAGAAACGAUUGGAGAGAGCCUCGGUCCCGUGAUCCUCACGUACUUCUUGUUUACCUACGCGACGCGCGUCUCAACCAAAUUUUAUCGCACGAAAUACAAUUUGUCGAACGCUCGGCUAAGCUCUCGAAUCAAGCUCUCUCUUUUUCUCUGUUCAAACGUUGUAUUUAUAAUUGACACUCUCUGUGAUAUAUGAAGUUGUUGAAAAUAUCUGCUAUCCUCGGACCUUUUUGUCUGUUAGCGGAUGCUACGCUUUUAUUAAUGUUGUGUAUAUAUAUAUGUGAUUAAUCGUAUUUCGAUAUGUCUUGAAAAUUUAAAAGUUGUUGCGAUGGAAUUUUAUAAUAUUAUGUAUUUUUGCGCUACUUUUGAGAGCUUAGGUCCGUUCGCGAAACUACGGGAAUUAUUGACAGAAUUAAUGACGUACGCGCGAAGCUUUUCAUAUGUAAAACAAUAAUAUAUAUAGUAUUUUCCAUGUUUUAUCAUUACACGACUUCAGCAUUGUGUAAUGAUACACCUUCGGUACCGAGUCUCUCUCCCUUUCUUUUUUAUUUCUCUCUCUUUCUCUUGUAAGGCAAUAAUAAACAUUUAGCCGUGUCUGAAUACACGAUAAAGGAUGCUAGGCUUUAAAAGAUACCGUAAAAAGGCGUAAGAAGGGAGAAAGAAAGAUUACACUUGUAAGAUUCAGGGCUCCUUCGUUGCCUUAUUAAGGUUCCUAACAGACAGCCCAACAAAUCCGUACGUUUAAACGAAAGAGAUGAGCCAGACAUGCCACUUCUUCGAUGAAAAACGAUAAGGAAAUGAGGCGGUGUGUUGCGACGAUGUGUAGAAAAUCGUGCACGCACGCCCGUGUAUUUUAACACUCGAUGGAACCGGAUACCUUUUCUUUCGAUUGCACUGUGAACAAUUUUACGAUAUAUAUUUCGUAGUUUUGCUGACAACCAGGGCACCUUGGUAAUAAAAUAGCGUAAUAACGAUAAAGACUAGGUAACACUUAAGAUAACAAACAUACAUACACACAGAAGUACCUAUACAUGAAACAAAGGAAAUGCACGCGUACGCAUUUGAAACGUAAUUGCGUUUUGGAUAAUAUACAUAGUACAUGUAUAAAAAAAAAAGAAAUUUUCUCAACGCUCCUUCCACGUAACGUUCCGGCGUGUCUCCACUUAAUAAUCACGCAAUCACGCUGUACAUUCGACGAAGAGAUUAGUUUCGUACGACUACUCCGCCUGCGUAUGUAUCUUAACGCCGUUUACUGAAUGAAGUCUCCAGGUAGUUUAAAUAAAGCAGAGAGCGCCUAGAUUACGGUGUACUACCAGUUAUAAGCCAGUAAUUUAAACAAAGAGAAAAAAAGAAAAGAAAAUCACUCGCAAAUAAAGCUAGUAGAAAAAAGAAAGGAGAACUAUUUUCUGCACUAUGCUAGGAGUUAAAUUGACGACGAGUGUAACGUAAGCGGGAAAGUUAGGGAGCUACGGAAUACUUUUAGUCUCUCUUUGUCGCCAUUGAGUACAGAUGCUCUGACGUCCAUGCUACUAAGUAAAGAAAGGAAAAUAAAAACGAAGAAGCGAUCGCAAUUUAUUUAUUUAAAGAGAAAGUCUAAAUAAAUGAUACAACAAUAGCCACGAGAUGCCUUUGACGCAACAAGUUUCGGUGCCCUGGAACAGUGCAUAUAUAAAUAAUAUAAGUAUAUAUGUAAAAAAGUAUAUAUAUAUAUAUACAUAGAGAUACCUUUUAGCAAAGAGAGAAGGAAGUGUAAUAUGCGCUAAAUUUAGGUGUUGAAUUAUAGGUGUGCUCCGAAUUCGAAGUCAGGUGGGUGUACAUUUUUCUCUUAUUUUUUUCCGAAAGCGAGAGAGGGAACGAACGUAUUAUAAUAUAGCGGAGAGUGGUGACGAGAUGUAUGUACGCACGUAUCGAGUUAUUACACAUUUGAUGUAAAACGUAAUUCUGAGGGCACGUGAGAGGGAAAUCUCUAAGUAGACUUAACGGUAUUUGAUUGUCGAUGUACACUGUAAAUACUGACGAGGCAACUAAAUAUUAUUAAGAGCAAGGCAGUUUGAGCUCCGGUGUUUAAUUGGUUACCGCUGUACUGCCAUCCUCGACUUUUUAUUAUUGUAUAUCGCGCAUGAUGAAUCGCAUUACGGGUGUGUUAAACGUACGGUAUAUCAUCCAAUCUCACGUUUUUUCUCGUGUUUACGCUAGUGUUCUUAUCAUUGUACGAAUACUGAUUAGUUGUUAAUUUUACGGUUAAUUUAAAUGAAAGAAACCGCGAUAGAUCUCUCCUAGCUAAUUCGUACUAAUUAGUUAUUAAGUUACUUUUUUUCGGCGAGGAACUCUUUUAUUAUUCUCUUCUUUUUCCUUUUGUCGUUUCUCUCGUCGAAUAGAAAUCGCUUUCGAUGAUCACAUGUCCGAAGGUUUUGCUUCCUACAUUCGCGUCUUCAGUCUCUCUCGUCGUAGCUGUCAUCUUUUCGAGUCCGUUUAUGUGAUUCCUUUCUGUCACGAUACGUAGGAUUCUCGGAUUAUGUAAUAUUAUACAUAUACGAUUAAUCACACGCACACGCACGUAUAUCGGCCGCAUGUAUCAAAGCGGAACAAUUAUUUUUUGGCGUUCAAAUAUCAAGAGGAACCGUCUUUUCGGUUGUUUAAUAUCGAUACGUUUUAUGCCUGGAUGAGUAAUGUUUCAAAAUUACAAAUAUUGAUAUCACCGGUGGAAAUUGGCGCAUGAUUAUUUUAGAAAGACUUUUGCUGAAACCUGUCGAGAGAGACACGAAAUUCUUUCACAAAGAUGAAGCUCUUUCCACUGAAGAAUACAUAAUUAGUAUCGAGUAUUAACACGGUCUAUAAAAAUAAUCAUGAAUGAAAUAAGUGAUACAAAACCAUUCUCUUAAUAUUAGACAAAGUUGGCUGAGAUUCAAUUCUUUUAUUGUCUCCUGUUUCCAGACAUAGACAGAAUUCAUAUUUUGCUAAAAAUAAACUUUGAUGGACGCACUAAUCUGGAGCAGGUGAAUUUCAAAACGAACCGGCGAUGUACAUUGUGUUAAUAUUGUGUUAAUACAAUGUUGGCAAUGUAUUACAUAUUUCGCUGUUGCAAUUUAAUCUCAAACGAUAAAAAACUGUUUUAUUAAAAUUACACGUUUUUUGAGCAUCUAAAACUGCAAAGAUUAGUGUCGCCAAUUUGAUGAUAUAAAAGUCGCUCUUCGGAUGACUCGUUUAUCAUGGAAUCUAUUGUAUUCUGCACAUUGCUCAUCCGGGAUCAAGGAGGAUCACGCGCGAUGACGAUCCUUCGAUUGCCCCGUGCGCGAAAUAACGAUUUGCGCAAAGAGAGUGCUCUUGGAUAAAUAUUUCGUUGCGCUUAUCAUUUUACAACGCGCAAGAUCUAGAACUGCGGAUUGAGGCGUGACGAAGCCUAAGAAGAAAGCGUUCCCGUAUUUGAAUUGAGAAUGAUAUAAUAAAUUACAAAAGAGAAUUUUUGAAAGAACUUUUUCUGGACUUUCAACAGAAAGCAAUGAGAAAGUUAAAAAUUUUUAGUUAAUGACUUAGCGUAAAUUACAUAUUUAAAUUAGCGCAAGUUAAAUUUCUACGGUUUAAAUAUGUAACUUCUGCUAAGUUAUUAAUUAUAAAUAUCAAAUAGCUAUUGUGUUUAUUUGGACUACGAUGAUUGUAGAAAAAUAUCUAUAGAAAAUAUUAGAAUUACAUCAGAUUUGUAUCAUAAGCAGACAGCUUGUGUUCAACAUAAAAAACCGACAUCUAAACUCGA